AUGGGUCUCCUCAAGAAGCACUCCAAAGUCCUUUGUGUCUCUGCUGGAGCAGGCCAUGAGGUCAUGGCUCUAUCCAAAAUGGGUGUUGAGGAUGUUACAGGUGUUGAAGUGAUAGAGUCUUUGCCUCUGGUUAGCAAGGCGGAUCCUCAUAAUCUUCCCUUCUUUGAUGGGGCUUUCGAUGUUGCCUUUACUGGGCAUUUGGUGGAGGCUUUGUAUCCUAGGCGGUAUGCGGGGGAGAUGGAGAGGACUGUGAGAGAAAGUGGAGUGUGUGUGGUGGUAGUGGACGAGUGUGGUGAUGAGGAAGUGAAGGAGAUUGUUUGGCUGUUUAGGAGGUCCAGGCUUGUUGGCACUUCCAAUGUCACCUUGAACAGAAGAAGAGUGACGAGGAUUAUACUGAGAACUAUAGCUUCUGCCUAA
Theobroma cacao (cacao) is the source of this 417-nucleotide messenger RNA. NCBI's taxonomy places the organism in Eukaryota, Viridiplantae, Streptophyta, Magnoliopsida, Malvales, Malvaceae. The record is from RefSeq and is a predicted model, not a curated record.